This is a messenger RNA of Trifolium pratense (red clover), 900 nucleotides long. Its product is annotated as 7-methyl-GTP pyrophosphatase. The transcript has 9 exons. Gene Ontology annotation, molecular function: nucleoside triphosphate diphosphatase activity. The record is from RefSeq and is a predicted model, not a curated record. NCBI's taxonomy places the organism in Eukaryota, Viridiplantae, Streptophyta, Magnoliopsida, Fabales, Fabaceae. The coding region runs from base 101 to 715 and encodes 204 amino acids.
AACUCCCCAUCUUUGGGAAGCAGCUGACAGUCACAACUCACAACUCUGCAACCGCUGCCAAAAGCUUAGAAAAAACGCAUUCGCCGACUAACACAGACAUAUGGCUACCAAAAACCCUUCUUUCAAGAUAAUUCUCGGUUCUUCAUCAAAAGCUCGCAAACAGAUUCUUACUGAAAUGGGAUAUGAAUUUACAAUAAUGACUGCAGAUAUUGAUGAACAAAGUAUUAGGAGAGAAAAGCCUGAAGAUUUAGUAGUUACAUUAGCUGAAGCUAAGGCUGAUGCUAUUGUGCAAAGGCUCCUUGCUGAUGGUCCAUUGGAGGCAGAUGCUUCUACAACACUGUUAAUCACUGCAGACACUGUUGUUGUAUAUCGAGGAACAAUCAGGGAAAAACCAACUAGUGAAAAAGAAGCACGGGAAUUCGUCAAAGGAUAUUCUGGUAGUCAUGCAGCUGUGGUAGGAUCUGUUGUGGUGACUAAUCUUGUGACCGGAAAACGUUAUGGGGGAUGGGAGAGUGCAGAGGUUUAUUUCCUUGAAAUACCAGACGAGGUCAUUGAUAAUCUGAUUGAUGACGGAGUUACAUUCAACGUUGCUGGGGGUUUGAUGCUGGAACAUCCGUUGACAUUACCCUUUGUGGAUGCGGUGGUUGGAUCAACCGAUACCGUGAUGGGACUUUCCAAAGCUCUUACAGAGAAACUCAUAAUGGAAGCUCUAUAGCUGCUGCAGUUGUACAAUUAUAUUCUGAUUGAUACCAUGUGCUGGCCGACUGUAAUAUUACCUCAAUGAUAUUCAAAUGCUUUUUUAUAUUACACCAAUUUGUAGUACAUAUGAUACGAGGAUCCGUGAGACCUUGAUGAAUUUUGUUUUAUCACAAGCUAUCAGCUUGUACACUUUUAUGCUUC